This is a messenger RNA of Aspergillus sclerotioniger CBS 115572, 1556 nucleotides long. Its product is annotated as LysM peptidoglycan-binding domain-containing protein. Lineage: Eukaryota; Fungi; Ascomycota; Eurotiomycetes; Eurotiales; Aspergillaceae. The transcript has 4 exons. The record is from RefSeq and is a predicted model, not a curated record. Bases 21 to 1556 code for a protein of 511 amino acids.
UCAGCGACGAUUCAAGCAAAAUGCAGUGGAACCAUUGGUCGGUCGCGCUGGCUCUUGCAGCACCAGCAUGCGCAGAAAUACAACUAUUCACCUCGGAUGAAUUUCCCUCUCUGUCUCCAGGAUGUGUGGCUGCCUUGACAGCCAGUCUGUCAUGUGCAUUCAUUGAAAGUGGGAAUUCAAUGUACCAAUUCACAACAGACCUAACCCCUGAUCAUCUGGACCAGAUGUGCACAGACGAGUGCAAGACCUCUAUCGCAUCCUAUCGGGAAGCUGUGGAAACCGCUUGUGCGGAUGAUAAAUAUGAUGAUGGAGAUUCAUCCAAAGGUACCUCUGGAGUGUAUCGGCCCAUCGUCCUGCCUGAUUACUACUUUACCAAUUACAACCAGCGGUGUCUGAAAGACAGUGACGGCAAUUACUGCUUGUUUCACCUGCAGUCAACGGAUACCCAGGAUGAGUGCGAUGCGUGUGGGCUCCGAAUGUUCCAGGCUGAAUUGAGAAAUGGCUAUUUCUACAAUGAUGAUUUGGCUGAGCAGUACAGCUCAUUGACGUCGAGCUGCGGUGUUUCAACCCUAGAUCUUCCAACGCCUACUCCAGUAGUCGUCACAAGUUCCUCCACAACCAGCACAAUCCCCACUUCCUGCGCCGAUCGGAGCGCCGUCAUUCAGCCCGGAGACACCUGCGACACAUUUGCCGCUGCAAACAAUGUCAGUACCUGGCGAAUGCUGAUCGAGAAUGGGUUGCAGAGUGGUUGCGUUGAUUUUCCCAGCAGUGGAACGCUCUGCGUCACUGGACAUUGUCAGACGCAUCUAGUAACAGCCAGUGACAGCUGCAUGAGCCUGGCUCUGAAAUAUGGCAUAACAAUCACUCAGUUCAUAACCUGGAGCUCUGUGCUAAACUCCCAGUGUAGUAACUUUGAUGUUCUCAUCGGCCACUAUGUCUGUGUGAGCUAUCCUGGCAGGGCAACCUCUGAACAUAACCCCUAUGCCACUGGUGCUUUUGGGGCUACAGCAAAAGUAGCAGCCCCGGUACCCAGCGAUAUAGCCCCAGGAACUAACACAAACUGUGGGAAAUAUUACCGAGCCAAAGAAAACGACUACUGCCAAGCCAUUGCAAUGGCACAAGGCAUCACUGUAUCCGAUCUGUUAUUCUUGAAUCCGGAGAUACACGCCAAUUGUUCCAACAUCCGGCCCAACCACAGCUACUGCGAAAUCAGUGACUACCCCGGCUACGGCGGCACAACAUCCACACCAUGGUGGGUCGGACAAACAGGCACUCGCAUGAACUGGGACGAUCUUCCUCUUGCCACCGGCUUGACAUCAUGGGUGCCAAUCGUGACCCCGACCACAGCUCCCUUGGCUCCCAAUACCCGACGUGAUUGCGAGGAUUACGAAGAUAACACGUAUGGGCAGAUUCCGUGCCGUUGGCUGGUCAAGGGAGUGUCCAUGGUAGACUUUGCGAGUUGGAAUCCGUCUGUCGAUGUGUACGAUUGCAAGUUGGCGAACAAUACCCGCUAUUGUACCUUGCUGGGGUCUGGGUAUUUGUUGAAUGAGGAUUGA